AUGGAGGCAUUACGCUUGAAGCCACGACAGCCCGUGGAAGAACAGAUUGAGGAUUGGGAUGAUGGCGACUUUCAGAUCGAUGCCGGCGAGGCCCCCUUUCGCCCCGCCAAUUCGCACAACCAACCGCCGAGCCGUCGCGACUCGCACUCAUCCGUCAUGUCCUUGCGCUCCGAGCUCGAGUCACUACCCGGCGACGAGAGGCAGCUGCAUCUGCCUGGCGAUGACGAGCGGUCGACCCUCGACGCCAUUGCCGCUGCCACCAAGGCCGGCAUCCCUAUCCCGCAAAACGUCCCCUCGUCAGCCCUCAUGGGCGGCACGAUCAAGCGCCUGGGCGGUCGCAAGAUUAAGAGGAUCAUCCAGGACGACUGGGAGAACGAUCUCGAGCUGCCGGAUUCCGCACAAGCCCUUCGCAUCAAACCACAAGACGCCUCGCAGUUCCCCGACGCCCUGCGGCAAGUAAGCGGUCCUCACUCGAGCCCCACCAAAUUGUCGGCCGCCGUCCGUCUGUCCAUCAGCAAGGACGAGCGGAGACAAUCUACCAUGUCCAUGUCGAGCGUCGUGUCGGGCGCUGCCAACCUGGACAAGUUUAAAGACAACGAUGACGAAGACGAUGACUUCUUCGGUGACGGAGGCGCUACCAUCAAAGUGUCCAAGACGCGCCCACCCAAGCCCAUCUCCCUCAUCACGCCGCCCACACCGCAGAAGAUGGAGAAGACGGACAAGAUUGCUGGUGCCGACGACGACUUUGAGGGCGACUUCGAGCUGCCCUCUGACGGCAAGCUCAAGCUCUCCACGCGUAAGACCAUUCCCAAGACGCCGGCAACGCAGGCCGAGGAUAUGGACUGGGGUGAAGGCAGCUUGGGCACUCGAUUCGGCGGCACCAGGAGAGACGGCCGAUCCAACCGAAGCUCCUCGGCGUCCGCCCUCAGCCCCAGCGUGUCCAGCUCGUUCACUGCCGAGAGUGAAGACGACACCUUUGAGGGCCUCCUGCUGCCAAGCGGACACGUCAACUUUGAGGAGCGACUCGUGCGAAACAGAAAGAGCCGCUCGCCUGUGCGUGCUGUGGAAGAGGAGCCUGCCGAUCUCAAGACUCCUCAGCCUCAGGUCCAGGCGCCUCAGGGCCAGCUCGCACCGCGCGCUCCCCAAGCCGAAGCCGACAAGGAUGACAUGUUUAAUGAUCUUGAGCUCGGCGACGGCGAAGUCUUUGAUUCGGGCAAGCUCACACUACACCGUAACAUCCGCAUGAACACAAACCGCCCCGCCAGCCCGACGCGGCCCAAGACGGCCGUCUCCAUCACCUUCACCAACAAGCCCGUGCAGUCACGUCUGCCGAGACCGAACCAUGAGCGCGCUCAGUCAUCUUUGGAGCCCGUGUCGGAGAGUGGCGGUCCCAUUCAGUCCAGAUCGAGGCGGUCGCAGUCACGCAUGGGUCACUCGUCACAUUCUUCCGUCACCAGUCUACCCACACCAACGACGCCUUCUCCCAUUCAGCUCAUACAACCCGCGACGCCCCGCAGGCGAGAGAUGAGCAAGCCUACAUCCCACGCCUCUCUCCGCAACGAGCCCACCACCACCAGCUCCCAGCUGCUGAAGUUUAAGCGAUCCUUGCCGGCCAUGCGAGCGACGCCGCAGUCGCCCGCCAAAGCCCCCAUUCCUCGAUAUGAGAGACCCCCCUCUCGCACCGAUGGCCGCCCGCAGUCGUCUCUGCGACCCAAGACGCCGGUCGAGAGACGAGCUGCUGGAGAGCCCGCGCUUCAGACGGCCCGCAAGCCGUUCCUGCCCGCUGGUUCAUCUACCACGCACUCACAUCACAUAUCUGCCAAGACGGGACGGUCACUGCGACGUCACGACUCGAACAGUUCCAUUGAUCUCCGGCCCGCCUCGAGGACCGUCUCCCGGUCCGCGAUGCGCUCGCCUAGUCCGCAGCGCCUCCACCGCAGCGCCAACCAGAUCGCCCAGGGCGGACCGCGGGCUGGCUAUUACCAGAACCGAUCCAAGACGUUUGGUGACGGGCAUGAGCUCGACGCUUUUGACGACCUGCCUACGUCCAGCCAGGCAGAGUCCAAGUACGUCUGCCAGCCAGCAAAGGCCCCUCUCCGAAACAAGAUUUACCAGAACGUGCUGCCCGACCGCAACACUACCCCCUCACCGGUGCCUCAAUCGCCAGCCAGAUUCGACCGAUCUGACAGCACACCACACUUUGCCCGCGACACUGCAGCUAGCAGGAUCGCGCGGGAGACGUCACUGGCUCACCGUGCUCCUUCCAAUGGACCGCUCGCACAAUUGACGACCCAGCGUGUUGCGCAGCUUUCUAGCAGAAACAACUUUCACCCGGGUGUCCCACAGCCGACGGUGCGCUCUAAGAAGCAUCGCAGCAAGCCUCCGCAGCUCAAGCCGCAUUUGAUCACCAACAUGAACAAGGACAAUUCUUCAAGGCACGAGAAGGGCAUGUUCUAUAACCCACAAACACACCGAUGGGAAGGCAACGAGAACGCGCUCAGCGCCUUCGACCCCCCAAUGCCUUCACCUUCGACUCUGACCCCCAUCGCUCAUCUGCCGCGCGAGAAAGAGACUGGCACACCUCGCCCGGCUCUCAUCACCAACAUUACCGGGACCAAGAACGUUCAGGUCGUCGGAGGCAUGGUGUUUGACCCGCAGAACAUGUGCUGGCUCAAGCUGGACCCUCAGAAUAAAGCAAAGUCCGAGUCCAAUGAUACGAUGGAUGGCUUCAACGCCCUGGACGACGAUGAUGAUGUUUUCAAAGACAUCCCCGACCUCGAGGACCCUCCUGCCGACUCUGCUGAAGGCGGUCACGGCCGUGUCAGCGAUGUCAAGGACGACUGGCUUGUCGGCGAGGAGUUUGACGUCGGCCCCGAAUUUGUGCGCCGCCAGCGUGAGGAAGAAGACCGGUGGAGGAAGAAGUGUGAGAAGUGGCUCGACGUGCCCGACCGCAACCGCGAGACCUGGCGCUGGGCCAUCCGCGAUCUUCUUGUGCACCAGCGCACCACGGCGCAAUAA
Messenger RNA from Verticillium nonalfalfae, 3018 nucleotides. RefSeq lists its product as uncharacterized. Lineage: Eukaryota; Fungi; Ascomycota; Sordariomycetes; Glomerellales; Plectosphaerellaceae. The record is from RefSeq and is a predicted model, not a curated record. Gene Ontology annotation, molecular function: GTPase activator activity. The transcript has 2 exons. The coding region runs from base 1 to 3018 and encodes 1005 amino acids. Gene Ontology annotation, biological process: mitotic spindle orientation checkpoint signaling; regulation of Ras protein signal transduction. Gene Ontology annotation, cellular component: SIN/MEN two-component GAP complex; mitotic spindle pole body.